This is a messenger RNA of Glycine soja, 2997 nucleotides long. Its product is annotated as nuclear pore complex protein NUP88-like. Gene Ontology annotation, molecular function: structural constituent of nuclear pore. Gene Ontology annotation, biological process: ribosomal small subunit export from nucleus; ribosomal large subunit export from nucleus; protein import into nucleus. Gene Ontology annotation, cellular component: nuclear pore. Bases 131 to 2545 code for a protein of 804 amino acids. The transcript is spliced from 9 exons. Lineage: Eukaryota; Viridiplantae; Streptophyta; Magnoliopsida; Fabales; Fabaceae. The record is from RefSeq and is a predicted model, not a curated record.
AGAGACUACGACGUCGUUCUUACUCAUGGACGAACCACACCACCCCGCUGGAAAGAAAAGCAGCAAGGGUUUGAACUGCUAAGGUGAAACACUGAAACUGAAAUACGAAGGAAGAAAAAUCACAGCAACGAUGAGAAUCACGUUGGAGCCGAGCUCGGAGCCAAGCCCAAGCCCAAGCCGUUCCCAAACUCCGAAAGAAGAAGUCGAAUGGGUCCCACUUCCCAAGCACCCUCUCUUCACCGCACACGGCGGAGCCACCACCGCCGCCGCUUCCCGGAACCUCCUGGCCUGGGACGGAGCCUCGCGCCUCUACUUCUGGGACUCAAACAAACGCUGCCUCCACCGCCUCUCUCUCCGUCUCGGCGACCCCGAUCCCUCUUCCGUUCUCGCCGCUUCCCCCUCUAAGGUGUUGCAAUCGGACGCGGUGCUCGAUUUCGAUGUCCGCAAAAUCUCCAUCAACAGGAAAGGAACAGCGAUACUCCUUUUCGGUUCCGAGACUCUCUCUGUUAUGUACCUCUACGGACGCGCCUCUAAGAAGGACGUGAACUUGAUUUGCAGGACUAUUACUAUUGGUUCUCAGACAUAUUGCACUGGUGGCAAUGAUAUUCGUGUGUUACAAGCAUUAUGGCACCCUUACAGUGAUACUCAUUUGGGAAUCCUUUCUUCUGACUCUGUUUUCCGACUUUUCAACCUGGCUGUGGAUCCUUUGCAACCUGAGCAAGAAUAUUAUUUACAGCCUGUUGAGCCUGGUAGAACUAGAAAGGCCUCAUCAUUGUGUCCAGUUGAUUUUUCUUUUGGAGGAGACCACUUAUGGGACCGGUUCAGUGUUUUUAUUUUGUUCAGUAAUGGGGCUAUCUAUGUACUUUGCCCAGUUGUUCCAUUUGGAAGUCUCUUCAAAUGUGAGUCUCUGGUAGAAAUAUACAAUGAUGCUCACACAUUUGGAAAAAUAUCAGCCAACUCUGUUGCGGCAAAUAAUUCAAAGUUGGCCAUCUCCUGGUUAGAAGCAGCUUUUCCGGAGUUACAGAACCAAGAAACUAAAGGAGACAGCUUGUCUUUGCUAAAAGCUCAUUCUUAUGCUUUAUUUGAUGCAUCUCUUGUCUUGCAGGGACCUCUGCGAAGAGUAGGUCAGGAUGGGAAUGAAGAUUCAGUUGGUCGUAGUGCAGAAUGUGAAGGUCGUGCUGUUAGUUUUCUCUACAAUUUAGUCAGCAAAGAUUCUAUUUUGGUGACUGCCUGGAGUGGUGGGCAGUUACAGAUAGAUGCUCUAGCCGAUGAGAUCCAACCUGUCUGGAGUGUUGGUAGUCCACCUCGUCUUCGUGUUGAUUCUCAUGACCAAAUUCUCGGCCUUGCUAUGAUUUGUGAGUCAAUUGCCAGCAGCAGUUUGUGGAAGCUUGAUCAUAAUGCCUGGUUGGGUAAUCCACCCCCUUUGCUGAGACUGGCUAUUGUUGAUUUGGCUCUGCCACGAAAAGCAGAAAGUGGUUAUAAUAUUUCAUUGUUCAUUGAUACGCUUAUGCCAGAAAGAAUAUAUUCCCUUCAUGACGGAGGGAUUGACUCAAUAGUUUUACAUUUUCUUCCAUUUACAAGUCAGACAAAUGGCAAGGAUGAUACGAUGAAAACACCAUCUGUGCACCCUGUUCUAAAUACUUGCCAGAGUGGAUUCACCUCAGAACCUUCACUUUGUGGCUUUGUGUCAUUAUCAGAUUCAUUUGGAUAUUCAUGGAUUGUAACUAUUACACUUUCUCUAGAGUGUGUUGUGCUUGAGAUGAAAAGCUGGAACCUCUUGCUUCCAGUAAGCAUUGAUAUGGAGAAGAAACCCAUUUCAUCAGAGGGGGAAUCAAAAGGGAGAGAUAUACCAACAAUAAUUAGCAAGGAACUACUUAGUGGACCCAGGGAGGUACUUGUUCCUCAGGCCUCUCCAAGUUUACGUUCCGUUGCAGCUGAUUCAAUUGAAGGCCGAUCAACAUUACAUCAGUAUUUCAAGCUGUUUCAUGAAACUUAUGUGGAGUAUGCACAUAAGGUGUACCUGGAGCUCAAGCAUCACGCACCUCAGUUGAAGAAAAUCAUUAAUGACCAACAUUCUCGAAUAGGUGAUGCACAACAGAAACUUUUGAAAGUUGACGAGAAAGAGGCUAUAUUACAGAAAAGGAUAGAUCGUGCAAUUCAAAUGCACAAUUCUUUGGAAGAGCGCUUGCAACAAUUAAGGAACUUACCUUGCGUGCACAAAAAACCACUGUCCAGAGCAGAGCGAAAGUUUAAAUCUGAGCUUGAUCACUUUAAGGAAGUUGAGUUGGAUGCUUUGCAUUCUUCUGUUGAUGCGGUAAGUGCAAGGCUGAGAAGGCACUUGCAAGCUUCGAAAGCUAAUCACCAACAGCAAAAAACACCAGGGAAGAAAAGUUAUGCAGGAGAUGAUCAGAUGUCCUUGCUCAAAUCAUCGCUUGAAAAACUUUCACUUUUAAAUACUGAAAAUUCAAAGAAAGUCGAACUUGUGGAGUCUUCAUUGAGAAACAAAGAAAGAAGCAGUAGAGAAUCAAGCCUGCCUAUGCCAUGAAAGCAUCCUAUGCUAUAUUUUAUUUCUGUAGUAGAACUGGUGUGGUUUGAACUAUGAUCCUACUUGCACUCCCUCUAAUUUAGUCACUUUAAUUGUCUCGCCAAAAUUAGGGAUUUUCAUAGAAAGAAGUUGGGAGUACGGUUAACAUAUUUACAUUAUUAAAAGCUUAAUGUCAAGGUCAACAGGAAGAAGAAAGUAGCAAACUUUGUUGUAUACUAAUACCUAACUCCCUUUUCAUAUAUGUCAGUAUCAGAAAAGAAAUGUCAAGAAAGAAGAAACCUUGGUAUUUACAUUCCGUUUAGAAUGGAACAUGCACCAGAGCCAGGCUUUUCAAUUGUCUUGCCCGAGGCUACAAUUGCCCAUAACCAUGAUGUAACUUGAUUUGUUUAGUAUAUGAGUUGCAAACGGAUCCAUAACAUACCAACCUGAGAACAAUCUCUCAACUUAAAGAG